AUGACAACAGCAGAGAAAAAAGUGCGACGAGAAGCAGCACGACAGUAUGUUUAUAAUAAGGUGGUUUUAAAAGGAGCAGGGAAGAAGAUGGGCCUCUUGGGACAAACAUGUGCAGUGUGUCUGGAGGAGUUCAGGACCAAGGACGAGCUGGGCGUCUGUCCCUGCUCUCACGCCUUUCACAAGAAAUGCCUUCUGAAGUGGCUGGAAAUCAGAAGCGUCUGUCCCAUGUGCAACAAACCAGUGUGUCGCCUGCAAAAGGACCCACCCCCCGACCCGGAGCAGGGCUAG
Knipowitschia caucasica is the source of this 288-nucleotide messenger RNA. Lineage: Eukaryota; Metazoa; Chordata; Actinopteri; Gobiiformes; Gobiidae. The record is from the annotation of a GenBank genome assembly.